GCGGGAGUGGAGUGCACCAGUCCCUGGAGGAUGAGGAGGAGGAUGAGGAUGAAGAGGAGGAGGAGGAGGAAGAGGAGGAGGAGCGAUCUCAGGGCAGCGUCCGAAUGCAGCAGCAGCAGCAGCUGCAGCAGCAGCAGCAGCAGCUGCAGCUUCAGCAGCUUCAGCAGCAACAGCUGCAGCUGCUGACCCCAGAAGACGACUUCCACAUCAUCCCCUCUGAGCCUCCAAAGAGAAAAGGCAUCGCGGUCCACCGCUCCCAGCCGCGCGGCUCGGCCCUCAAGAAGUUCCUGUGCCAGGACUGCGGCAAGGGCUUCCGGCAGGCGACGGACCUGGUGCGCCACCGCAGCCUGCACACGGGCGAGCGCAACGCGCUGUGCGGCGUCUGCGGCAAGGGCUUCGCGCUGGCCAGCGACCUGGCGCGCCACGGGCGCACGCACGACCCCGCCGGCGAGCGCUUCCCCUGCUCCGAGUGCGGCAAACUCUUCGGCUGCCGCCGCUCGGCGCUGCUCCACGAGUCGGCGCACUCGCGGCCGCCGCCGCAGCGGAGCCGGAGAGGAGGAGGGGGAGGAGGAGGAGGAGGGGGAGGGAGGCCGCAGCAACUGCAGGAGGAGGAGGGCAGACGCCGCUUGGCGAGGGCCAGGAAGCGCGACGCCGCCACCAACUCGGCCGUCGCCGCGGCGACCGCCGCUCUGCGCCUGCAGCCCGCGUAGUGGUAGCCCCCCCCCUCCUGCUCCUCCCAUUCCGAGGCGGAGGAGGCGGAGGAGGUGGGCAGAGAUGACGGCUCCACCGUCGCCCCGGGGCCAACUCGGCCUGCGGCCUUCGUAGUCGUGCCGUGGACGAUCGGACGCUCAGGGUCUCCUCCAAGAGGAGGAGGAGGUGGAGGAGGCUGACCACGGUUGGCGAGGGGCCAGCGAGCGCGACGGCUCCACCGCCGUGGCGGCCAACUUGGCCGUCACCGCCGCUUUGCGCCCGAAGCCUGCGUAGGAGGCCUCAGCUCGGGCGUGGACGCCGUGGUGGGUCGGGGCCUACAGGAGGAGGAGGAUGAGGGCAGGCGACGGCUCCCCCGUCGCCGCAGCCAACUCGGCCUGCAGCUUGCCUAGGCGGCCCCCGGUCCGUCGUGCCGUGGAUGGGCUGGACGGUCGCGGGCCCUACGGAUUUUGGCGCGGUCGGGCUACGUAUGUACGUACGGUGCGAAAGAAGUUGGACGUACGGGGGGGGCCUAGCAAAGGCUGCGGGGGUUGCCCUCGCAAAGAUUCUCCGUGGAGACUCGGACGGACUGCCUGGUGCUGCGAGGGACGAGCGAUCCCUGCCUCGGUCGCCCCUCCGCCAACCCCUUAGUGGACGCGAGGCCGACCCCGCCCACUCGUGUUCAAGGUUGUGUUGGGCCGAGGUUCCAGGGCCCGGGUCGAUACGGCCGGCCGUGAAAGCCGGGCGGGCGGGCGGACGCCAACCGCUAAGUCGUUCGUCGAAGUUGGGGAGACGGGACGUUUAAAUUAGCGAAAGCUGCUUUUAUCGUCGGCUCAACUAGGCCUCGGCAAGGCAAGGUAAUUUACCCUUUUUACCGGUAAAAAGGUACAGGGUAAAGGUGUCGACAUGCCAAGGGGUAAGGUAAAGGGUACAGGGUAAAGGUAGCUCGGAAGAAUUACCCAGUAGGGUAAAGAUAGCGCGAAGUAUUACCUGGUAAAUACGGUGCCUUGUUUACCGCUAGAAGCUCCGUGGAGCAGUCCGUGGCCUACAUUUAAAAAGUAAUAUUUAAACAAACUUUAUUAAAAACACGCUUUUAUUAAAUGUACUAGUAAUGGCAGAACUCCACGACUCCAGGAAGUGGCCCCGAAGCUUGCCAUAACGUAAGGGACCGUGGCCAAUUACAGCCAACGUCAGUUGAGCGUGGACAAUUAGACCCAAGCCGAAACAUAACAUCUAAAAAAUAAUGUUAAAAAAUAUAUAGAUUUUAUGAUAGAAUAUAGUCUUGUCAUCAGUAUGACCUAAGUAUACCAAGUUUGCAGUCGAUACUAUAUUAGAAAGUGGGUAAAAAUUGAGUUUUAAGAUUUGAGGAUACAACAAUAACGACAGAGUGAGUUAAAAGAAAGCGUGUAAAAUUUUAAUAAUCUAGAGUAUUCUAUAUGAAUAAAGCGCUCUGCUUAGCAUUUACCGUUAUAAACCUUGUUUAUGUGUAGUAGUUCCCUAGUAAUUACCCUGUAAUCGGGUAAUUUGUAUAGGGUAAGGGUAAAAGGUAGGGUAGAGUGAUUGUAUUGUGGUAAGGUAAAGGGUAGGGUAAAGGUAGACUUGUUGUUUUUACUUUUUAACUUUUACCUUGCCGAGGCCUAGGCUCAACGACGUUUCGAUUCUUGGUAACGCUUUCCCUGGGGGUGAUUUUUCGUUAAAAAAAAUAAUAAUUGGAGAGAGAAAAGACGCGGCUUGUAGUGGCCCUGUUCCUGAAGGCCUCCGCCCGCGUUCGGGAAGAAUCGUGUUACAAUAAACAAUCUAACGGCAGCAGACCCUCGAUCGUCUGCGCUAACGACGGCCGCGGAUAAUCCAACAGUGUUCAUUUCUCGCGGAUGUCUAUGCCAAAAAUCAAUCACGAGUUUAGAAAAUGGAGUUGGUUCAUGAACAAAACUACAAUUUGUAACAAUUAAUGUAUCCAUCUUGUUUUAUUGCAAAAGUCAAUUUCGAUUCGGGGGCGACCAAUCAGAAGACUCCGCCCACUGAGUGGAUGACAGCAGAACCACAGCCAAUCAGCAUCAAUCAAACUCUGCCCCACUGGAUGACAGAGCCACAGCCAAUCAACAUCAAUCAAACUCCGCCCCACUGUUGUAAAGAUAUGGCAACUACUGUACUGUAGAGGCGAUCAUGUGGAUUUGGUAUUAACCGGAACGUAUUUGUUGGGUUGAAGCACCGUUUGACUCGUAGUAAAUAUUCCCAAGAAUUGCAAUGUGCGGCAGCUUUUUAAAUUAUUAAGUAAUGGGCUGAAGGGAAAAUCCACGAGUUGUUACUAAUACCGUCAAAUUGUGAGGUGCGCGGUUAAUCCGCAAGUCGUAUGAACCGCACGCGGAUGAUCGAGGGUCUGCCGUGCAGGGCAAAAGCGCGGUCCUCGAUAACACCGCGAGAUGCUACACGUCGGGCCGAACAGAGGCAGCAGCAUCAAGAAGAAUCCAGCAGCAUCCCAAUGCCGCCUUGUGCGACGACGGUGGUGAUGAUGCUACGCCGAUGGUGGUGAUGCUACGCCGGUGGUGAUGCUACGCCGAGGCAGCCGCCCUGCAACCACUGCUGUGUUCCGACUGGCGCGCGACGUAGUUCCGUUCAACUCGGAUCGCGCGACAGAUCCAAUUCACAUCCGCGGUACAAAAACAGCGUUCCCGCAUUACAUCCAUCGCGCCUUGUCCAAUUCGCGUUGUGAAGACGACACACACGGCGUUAGAGCAGAAUAGACUGCAAACGACCAAAAGUAGAUGAUUCUAAAUAAAGUUUUUUUUGUGUUCGAUGGCUUUAGUCUAAAUGUCGUGUCGUUAACCCUCCAUUGCCAAGCCAAUUCGUGAGGUUGUCACGUGAACCAGACGUGGCAAUCGGUGACUGCAACAACCACCGCUGUUGGAGAGUAAAACCCACGGCAACCUUUGCAGUUGCAAAGGUUGUGGGUUAACAUUUAGAAAAAGGAUACCCGAAAUAGUUUUUUUUUUAUCUGUUAACGAGUUUAAAGGAUUCAUAUUUUUGGUUCUUUCGGUAAAGUCACGUAGAAGGGAAAAAAUUUAAUAAAAAAUAAAAUUCUCACGUUUCGAUUGCAGCACAAGCAAUCAUCAAGUGUGAAAACCACAGCAAUAAUUUCUUAUAAUUUUCUUGCUGUGGUUUUCACACCUGAUGAUGAUUGCUUGUGUUGCAAUCGAAACGUCGUGAUAAUGUUGUUUUAUUUUUAUUGUUUUGCCUUUACGCGACUUUACCGAAAGAGCUGAGAAUAUGAUUCCCUGCAGUCACGAAAGCUUUAAAUCGGAGUUUAAAGGAGUAAUAAAAGUGAGGUUUGAGGCCUGGUGCGAGGUGCAACUGGGGCAAGAUGUUGACUCCCUCGCCUGGUCUACAGGAGGUCGUGGGUUACAUCCAGACCCGCUGACGCCUGCUGCUGUAUAUUUGGAGUUUACGUGUCUCUCUCAUCAUCAUCACAGUGGCAAGAUGUUAACUACCUCGCCUGGUCUACGGGAGGUCGUGGGUUUGAUCCCAACUGCUGUAUGUUUGGAGUUUGCGGUGUCUCUCAUCACAGUGGCUAGGAGAUGUUAACUACCUCGCCUGGACUACGGGAGGUCGUGGGUUUGAUCCCAACUGCUGUAUGUUUGGCGUUUGUCUCUCUCUCCGUGGUCGUCCUGUGGAUUUUUCUCUAGGUCCCCCCGGUUUUUGCCUUCCACUUUGAAAUCGACUUCACGCAUUUCGAGUAUUUGGCUGCGGCAAUACAUCUCCACGUGACGAUGACGACAAUAGCUCAGUGGGGCCCUUACCUGCUAAAUCGUCACCGUAAAAGGGGAGUUGGGGACUUUGCCCAGAUGUCCAAUUUCACCUCGAAAUCGGUGAUUUUCCCGGCCGCCUUCAAUGGAGGCAGCAAUGCAAACUCCCUCGCCGGUUUCCACUCCAUGGCUUGUAGGGCAUCUGUACGUAAAGUAUAUUUUACUGGUAGGAACCUCCUGGUUUACACCAGCCCACAGGGGAUUGUGUCCGUCCGUCGUGCAUCCAAA
Messenger RNA from Lethenteron reissneri (Far Eastern brook lamprey), 4715 nucleotides. Its product is annotated as zinc finger protein 853-like. Lineage: Eukaryota; Metazoa; Chordata; Hyperoartia; Petromyzontiformes; Petromyzontidae. Gene Ontology annotation, biological process: regulation of gene expression. The record is from RefSeq and is a predicted model, not a curated record. Gene Ontology annotation, cellular component: nucleus.